Molecule: messenger RNA, 412 nt
Organism: Microtus oregoni (creeping vole)
Lineage: Eukaryota; Metazoa; Chordata; Mammalia; Rodentia; Cricetidae
Gene: Meig1
Product: meiosis/spermiogenesis associated 1
Exons: 3
Coding region: 94-360 (88 amino acids)
Cellular component (GO): nucleus
Source: RefSeq, a predicted model, not a curated record
UCGUGCCCCUGGCUCCGUCCUGCCCCGGGAGCGCAAGCCCCGCCCCUUCCGCCCGGCCACCCUGAAAUAAUUGCUAGGAAGGCCUCUGUAGCCAUGGCGAGUUCUGACGUGAAACCGAAAUCCAUAAGUCGCGCCAAGAAAUGGUCAGAAGAGGUAGAGAACCUGUACAGAUUCCAGCAAGCAGGGUAUCGGGACGAGAUCGAGUACAGACAGGUGAAGCAAGGCGCUAUGGUAGACCGCUGGCCAGAGACAGGCUACGUGAAGAAGCUUCAACGGAGGGACAAUACUUUCUACUACUACGACAAGCAGAGGGAGUGCGAGGACAAGGAAGUCCAUAAAGUGAAAGUUUACGCCUACUGACCUUCUCAUUCCUUUGGCUUGUCAAUCUUAUUUUAAGAAUUCAUUGUUAACA